Molecule: messenger RNA, 672 nt
Organism: Lepidothrix coronata (blue-crowned manakin)
Lineage: Eukaryota; Metazoa; Chordata; Aves; Passeriformes; Pipridae
Product: pulmonary surfactant-associated protein A-like
Exons: 4
Coding region: 42-638 (198 amino acids)
Source: RefSeq, a predicted model, not a curated record
CUUUCAUUUCACUUUGAAGCAGAAGGCUGGCCUGAGCAAUCAUGUUGUCUUACUCAUCCUACAUACUCACAGCAGUAGCUGCUUUGAUAGUGACUUGCCACGCAUUGAGUAAAUUUCCAGAAAUUUCUGGGCUACCUGAUAUCCCUGGAAAAGAUGUUCUGAAAGGACUGCCACAUGUACCGGGUCUACCUGGUUCUCUGGACACUGGAUGCCACAAUCUUUUAGUAAAUUUGGAACACCGACUUUUCCAACUUGAAGCCGCACUUGCUUUGAAUGGGAAAAUAAGAGAAGUAGGAGAGAAAGUGUUUGCUACCAAUGGAAAGAAAGCCGAUUUUGCAUCUGCACUACGAUCCUGUGAAGAGGCUGGAGGAACUCUUGCAACUCCCAUGAAUGAGGAGGAGAAUAAAGCUAUUAUGGACAUUGUGAAACAGUAUAAGCAAUAUGCUUACUUGGGCAUUAAAGAGUGUGAGACUUCAGGCCAGUUUACAUAUAUAACUGGCAUGCCCCUGAGUUAUACCAAGUGGCACCAAUAUGAGCCUAAUGGCAAAGGGAAAGAAAAAUGUGUAGAGAUGUACAAGGAUGGGAGCUGGAAUGACAAAAAGUGCAACCUGUAUCGUCUCACAAUCUGUGAAUUUUAAAGAAUGACCUUUCAGCCACUUCAGAGUGUGGAGA